This is a messenger RNA of Dermacentor andersoni, 2064 nucleotides long. Its product is annotated as FGGY carbohydrate kinase domain-containing protein-like. Gene Ontology annotation, biological process: pentose metabolic process; carbohydrate phosphorylation. The record is from RefSeq and is a predicted model, not a curated record. Gene Ontology annotation, molecular function: D-ribulokinase activity. Gene Ontology annotation, cellular component: cytoplasm. Lineage: Eukaryota; Metazoa; Arthropoda; Arachnida; Ixodida; Ixodidae.
GUGUACAUCAUGCUGAUCACGAAUAGAGCAUUGCAAAUUUAACGUUCGCACGCUUCGGGCUGACAUUUCUGUCAGCCCGAAGGGUGUUUCCCCGCACCUUUCAAACUGCUUUUUGCGCUCUUUAGAUAGGAGGCGCUUGAAGUUUGCGUUCACAAAUGUAGGCAAAUGUUCACAAACAGCGUCUCAAGCGGAUAAAUUGUAGUCUUUUAGCGUGUUGCCGUAGUCAAUCGACGUUCACCGGUGUCUUGUUUACUGCGGCACGGGGGACGGCAAGAUAGGCGCAGCGCCGUCGCCCACGACACGCGCCCUUUCCGCACUCCUCGCACGCACUGUCUCCCAGCCCGAGUGCAACAACACGAGGAGCGCGCUCGCUGUUUCGACCGCCGCGUGCAAGGGAGCAAGGCACCAUGCAGUUCGUGUCCGUGGACGUGGGGACGCAGAGCGUCCGCGCAGCACUCGUCACAGAAAGAGGACGCUUCGUAAAGACGGCGUCACGGCCCCUGGAACUGUGGAACCCGCGGCCUGGUUUCUACCAGCAGUCAUCGGACCAGAUAUGGAAUGCCUGCUGCGACGCCGUCAAGGAGGUGUGUCGGGACGCGAAGGACGUAAGUGGCAUCGGCUUCGACGCCACCUGCUCGCUCGUGGUGCUGGACGACUCCGGUCGGCCACUGACCGUCAGCCCCAAAGGUGAGCCGGAGCAGAACGUGGUGCUGUGGAUGGACCAUCGCGCCGUGUCGCAGGUUGAGGCCAUAAAUGCGACCGGGCAUCCUGUGCUGCGCCUUCUUGGCGGAACCAUGUCGCCCGAGAUGCAGCCACCGAAGCUCCUCUGGCUUAAGCAGAACAUUCCAUCGACUUGGGAGCGCAUUGGUAUGGCCCUUGACUUGUCCGAUUUCCUCACGUGGCGAGCCACGGGCUACGCGUCCCGGUCCCUGUGCACGGCUGUGUGCAAGUGGACUUACCAGGCGGGUACGGUGCCCGGUUCCGAUAUGAAAUCUGGCUGGCAGGACUCCCUCUGGACUCGCGUCGGCCUCGACGACCUCACGCGCGACAACUACAGGAUCAUAGGCCAGGAAUUCCGGCCGCCAGGAUCCCCCUGUGGAAACGGUUUAAGCAUCGAGGCUGCCGCGGAGAUGGGCCUGAAGAAAGGCACGCCUGUCGCCACUUCCAUCAUCGACGGGCACGCCGGAGGCCUUGGCCUGCUUGGCUGCGAGGCGGAAGGUGACUUCCCGAAAGAAUUUUCCCGACGCCUGGCCAUUAUUGCUGGGACAUCGGCUGCUCAUAUGCUGGCAAGCGAGAAGUGCAUCUUCACUCCAGGCGCUCCUGGCCCCUUCUUUUCGGCCAUGGUUCCAGGAAUGUGGCUCAGCGAACCGGGGCAGAGCGCAGCCGGGGCACUGGUGGACCACGUAAUUUCGACGCACCCCGCCUAUCCACAGAUAGUGGCGAAGACGAAGCCAGGCCGGAGGCCCGAGGACACGCUCAACGAUCUGCUCCAGUCCAUGUGCGAGAGGCGAGGCCUCGAUUCCGUGUCAAAACUGGCGGCUGACCUGCACGUGUGGCCCGACUUCUAUGGCAACCGCUCACCGCUCGCCGACCCAACUCUACGGGGCAUGUACGGGUCACGGCACAUCAUAGACGCCCUGACCAGCACAGGCCAUUCGUUGUCCGGCCUACUGACGUGUGGGGGUCUGGCCAAGAACCCACUCUACGUGCGGUUGCUCGCAGACGCCACUGGUUUGCCUGUGCUACUGCCUACGGAGACGGAGUCGGUGCUCCUUGGUGGCGCCAUCUUGGCUGCUAGCGCCAGCGGCCGCUAUUCAAGCGUGACGGAUGCCAUGCAACACAUGGGCGGCUCGGGCCGCGUGUUGGCUCCUCGGUCCAGCGAGCGUGGGUUCCACGACGACAAGUACGCUGCCUUCCAUGCCCUGCUUGACUGCCAGCGGCGUCUUAGGGAAAUCAUGUCAGGCGGAAGACCACCAUCACCGUGCUCUUGAUUUCAGUGUCGUUUAGUUUGUUGUUGGGGAAAUGAAAAUAAACGUCGGUGCUUUUGUCGCCGUGUAAUGUCGA